Molecule: messenger RNA, 426 nt
Organism: Fusarium keratoplasticum
Lineage: Eukaryota; Fungi; Ascomycota; Sordariomycetes; Hypocreales; Nectriaceae
Exons: 2
Coding region: 1-426 (141 amino acids)
Source: RefSeq, a predicted model, not a curated record
AUGAAGUUCACUUCCAUCGCCGCCCUCCUCUUCGGUGCUCAGUCCGCCACCGCUCUUGAGUAUGUCUACCUCGUGAACUCCCAGCGAGGCAACGAGUACUCCAGCGGCAUGGCCUACUACGGCGAAGGCCACACCGCCGCAAACAAAGCUCGACCCGACGACUACACCGACGUCACCCACGGAGGCAACAUCCACUGGGAGGGACAACCCGUCAAGGGAACCUUCGGCACUGGCGUCACCUUCACAUCCAACAUCUUUGCCGACGCCGCUGGCAAGAGAGGCAACGCUUGGACCGGAACGGGAACCAAUGGCUUCCACAACUUCAACUGCUACAAGACUACCAACCCCGGAUCGCCCGCCUAUCUUCUGUACACUGUGGAUGGAUGGAAUGUGUACAGCAUCUACUGGUGCAUCAACAACGCUUGA